Acaulospora colombiana is the source of this 273-nucleotide messenger RNA. NCBI's taxonomy places the organism in Eukaryota, Fungi, Glomeromycota, Glomeromycetes, Diversisporales, Acaulosporaceae. The record is from the annotation of a GenBank genome assembly.
AUCUAUCCAGAUCAAGAUCUUCUCAAAGCCAAAUAUGAAUUAUUGGCAAAGACUAAUAUGGUUGAUUUUAUUUCGGAAUUGUAUAAGCAAAUUCACAACACCGAUAAAGUGCCCUCAGAAUUUGCUACGAAGAGACAAGAAGUGCUUCAGACGUUAGAAAACCUUCAAGCGGAAGCACAGAAAGUAUUGGACAUCAUAGAAAACCCGGAAGUGAUUACGGCCCUUCGUCAAGAUAAACUACAAAAUCUACAUUUUCUAAGGGAAAAAUAUGGA